GUACUUAAUUCCUCGUAUCACUUAUCCAUGUGAUUUCGUAUGCAUGGCAUUUAGACGAAACGAAUGGAUUAGCGGGAGCCAUCAAAAGCCUGACGGAACUCAUGUAUAUUGUUUUCAAAAGAAGAGCCGCAAUUGACGUCUAUCAAUGGAAGCGAGCCCCAAAGACAAGUAGAGAAGUAAGAACAAUGCACUCUGUUCGGAACCAGCCGGACCUAAACCAACACGUCUUAGCAAUACUUGCAAAAUGCAAUCACCUCAACCAUCUCAAGCAACUUCAAGCCUUUCUCACCACCCUUGGCCACAGCCAAACACAGUUUUACGCCUUUAAGCUUGUCCGCUUCUGCGCUCUCUCUCUCGCCAACUUUUCAUACGCUCGCUUCAUCUUCGAUCAUCUCCACUCUCCCAAUGUCUAUCUCUAUACUGCUAUGAUUACUGCCUACGCGUCUCGGCCCGAUCAUGAAUCGGCAUUUGUAUUGUACCGCAACAUGGUUAGUAGGGGACGCCCUCCGCCCAAUCAUUUUGUCUAUCCACACGUCCUGCAAUCUUGUCCCGAGGCGUGGGAAUCUCAUGGCACUAAAAUGGUGCAUGCCCAGAUUUUAAAAUCAGGUUUUGGUCGAUAUUCAGUUGUGGAAACCGCUCUUGUUGACUCGUAUUCGAGGAUUUGUUCGGAUAUCAUUAGUGCGAGACAGGCGUUUGAUGAAAUGUACGAUAAAAAUGUUGUCUCAUGGACUGCUAUGAUUUCUGGGUACACCCGACUUGGGGAGAUUGGUAAUGCUAUAUCAUUGUUUGAAAAAAUGCCGGAUAGAGAUGUCCCGGCUUGGAAUGCUGUUAUUGCAGGGUGCUCUCAAAACGGCCUUUUCCCCGAGGCAAUUUCACUCUUCAGAAGAAUGAUCAAUUUUGCACUGGAGGGACAGCAUCGAGGUAAUAGGCCGAAUCAGAUUACAGUUAUUUGUGCGCUCCCAGCUUGUGGCCAUACUGGCAUGCUCCAGCUUGGUAAAUGGAUACACGGUUAUGUUUACAAAAAUAGGAUUAAUAACAACACACUCAUCUCAAAUGCUCUAGUAGAUAUGUAUGGGAAAUGUGGGAGCUUGAAAGAAGCAAGAAGAGUUUUUGACAUGACCUCGAAAAAAACAGUGACCUCAUGGAAUUCCAUGAUCAAUUCUUUUGCUCUCCAUGGACAAAGUGAGAGGGCAAUUAACAUGUUUGUGGAGAUGAUGCAAUGUGAGGAUGAUGUCAGACCAGAUGAGGUUACAUUUGUUGGCUUGUUGAAUGCUUGUGCUCAUGGAGGACUGAUUGAAAAAGGCCUUUCUUAUUUUGAAUUGAUGACUCGGGAUUAUAGGAUUGAGCCCAAAAUUGAACAUUUUGGCUGCUUGAUCGAUCUUCUAGGUCGUGCAGGUCGAUUUGAAGAAGCCAUGGAAGUUGCUAGGAGAAUGAGUAUGGAACCUGAUGAGGUUGUUUGGGGUUCUUUGCUUAAUGGAUGUAAGAUUCAUGGUCGCACAGAUUUGGCAGAAUUCGCAGUCAAAAAGUUGAUUGAAAUUGACCCAAAUAACGGUGGUUAUGGUAUAAUGCUGGCCAAUAUAUACGGAGAGCUGGGGAGGUGGGAUGAGGUUCGAAAGGUAAGGAAGAAGUUGCAGGAGCAGAGUUCUUAUAAAACUCCAGGUUGCAGUUGGAUUGAAGUUGACAACCAAGUUUAUCAAUUUUAUUCUGCUGAUAAAUCGCAUUACAAAACAGAAGAAAUAUACAAAAUUUUGGAAAGUCUACUUGAUUUUGUUAUUUUGAAGUGAGGUCGGCAACGGUUCUCUCUCUUAUUCAGUUCGCUACUCUUCUCUCUACAACUAAGAGGAGAUGGGAGUGGGAGCAAAGAAAUUAUCGCUAUCUGCAUCAGAGUGCAUGGAAGCUCUGAUUG
Molecule: messenger RNA, 1906 nt
Organism: Juglans regia (Persian walnut)
Lineage: Eukaryota; Viridiplantae; Streptophyta; Magnoliopsida; Fagales; Juglandaceae
Product: pentatricopeptide repeat-containing protein At1g33350
Exons: 1
Coding region: 102-1784 (560 amino acids)
Biological process (GO): RNA modification
Molecular function (GO): protein binding; RNA binding
Source: RefSeq, a predicted model, not a curated record